AUGUGUAUGUCAGUGAUAGCUGUCAGACCAGUCAAUCAACACGCGCCCACGGAGCUGGGCGCUUGGAUUCGGUUCCCAUUGGCUAGAGCGACCGACCAGUUGGACGGGAAGCAUCUAGCAGGGGAGAUUAUCAGUCUUGAGUUGGAGGAGAAGCACUACGGCUCACCAGCGUGGGAUCUGAGGAAGAAAGCGGAUGAAAUAACUGAAGAAUUUGCCGCCCUGUAUACCCUCAGACGCUUUUAA
Opisthorchis viverrini is the source of this 243-nucleotide messenger RNA. RefSeq lists its product as hypothetical. The coding region runs from base 1 to 243 and encodes 80 amino acids. Lineage: Eukaryota; Metazoa; Platyhelminthes; Trematoda; Opisthorchiida; Opisthorchiidae. The transcript has a single exon. The record is from RefSeq and is a predicted model, not a curated record.